AUGACCCUACUAUUGUUCCUGCUUUUGGCAGCGCCUUCUUUGGCAAAGUCGGGUCUGUCCUCCCAUAUUGUUCCGUUGGCCUACGACCUGAUGGUCAAGCUACCGAUCAGGGAGUUCAAUGGGUUCACGGCUUCCAUGGUCCUUCAUUUCAACCUCACCGCCCUAACUGACAACAUCACCCUUCAUUCCGUGGAUCUGCACAGUUUCCGGAACAUCUCGAUAAUUUCCGGGGAAUUCGCCGAGCCCCAACUGAAAUCCAUCCGGAUUCUGAGGCAAACGGUCGAAUUCAAAUUCGCGACCGCCCUACUUCCCGGACAGUACUUGUUGACCAUCGGAGAGUACAAUGGACGGAUCAAUAAUGGUUCCUUUGGGGUGAUCCACCGGAACAACUCCAUUUAUACCACUCAUUUUCAACCGAAUCAUGCUAGAAGACUGAUGCCUUGUAUUGAUCAUCCUUCGGUGAAAUCAACUUUUCGGAUUUCCGUCCUUCAUCGGACCAACACCGUCGCUCAGUCCAACACUAUCGCCAAUGAUGUUCAGGUGAGUUUUUUUUUUAUAUUUGAAGAUUCCCCAGAACUUUUAUCUAUACUGUUUAGAUUUGCUUUUUGUUAUGUUUUUUCAGAAAUUUAUUUUUCCAAGUUGGCUGUUGAGUUCAUUAGAAAUCAAGAAAUCUUUCUGGAUUUCUUUUUUUGAUUUUUUUCAUUGAACUAUGGGUCUGUUCUGCUAGAUUUUUUCGUUUUUUUACAUCUAUUUUUUUAGAAAAAAAUGAAGUUCUCUUCAAAAAAAUCCCUGGAAAACUGUUAAACUUCUUAAAAGUUUUGUACCUGCCUUAUAUAAUUUUUUCGAUUUUUCAGAGUUUUUCUAGCUUUUUUUCGGCAUGUAAUUUCGGCUUUUUUUAAAAUUCCGUACUGAUAGAAAAAAAUUAUUUUUUUCAACAUAGAAUCAAAAUUUAGUAAAGAAGGUGAAAUGAUCUUACUUCUGAGUAGGUAAUUUUACAGGUUCUAAGAAAAAAAAAAAUUAAAAAUUCCAUUUUUCUAGAAAAGAGACAAUAUGUCCUCAGAAAAAUGCUCAAGAAAUUUUGGAAAAAUCUGGGAAAAAAUCAAAAAUUCAGGUGGAAGACCAAGAAUGGCAAAAAACGACGUUCGCCGCCACGCCACAACUUCCAGCCUACCUCAUUUCGUUCUCCAUUUUACCGGACACUAAUCUACAGGUUUGUCAUUUUUUCUUGAUUUUUUAUCGAUUGAUCGAUUUUUUCUGGAUAACUUUGUUGAUUUCCAUGUAAUUGCCAUUCAAUUAAGGUAUAUUUUUUUCCUAAAGUUCAGAUUUUUUUAAGAAUCUCCAGAACUUCUAGGAAUAAAUUUUCCGAAAUCAUCCUAAAAUUCUUCUCAAAAUCAUUCCAAUCAGGGAAAAAAAGGGUCCAAAAAAAUUAGGAUUAUAGCUCCAUUUUUCGAUAAAUUUCGUUACUUUUAAUGCAGUUUUUCAACUUUUUCAAGCUUUCAAACCUCACUCAAAGAUGAAAGAAAGAACUUUUAGAUUAUUAUCCAUAUUGAGCCCAAAAUAUUCUUCGGAAUGAUUCCCAAGCGUAUAAAGGUCAAAAAAUCGGAUUAUCCCUCCACACCUGGCCGAUUUCGCCAAUUUCAAUGCAAUUUUUGAACUAAAUCAAGUAUUCAAAUCAUUUUCAGCGGUUUCUCAAACAUUUUUCAUAGUUUAUCCUCUAAGUUCAGCCCAAAACGGACUUCAAAAUCACUCCAAACAGCAAAAAAAUCGCUAAAUUUUUUUGAUAAUUUCUUCCUUCUAAUGCAGAAAAUCUCUUAUUCGAACCUUAAAAGUUAUUUUCUAGAAGUCACAAAUUAUUUUUCGAAGAAUAUCUUCCAAAUUCAGCACAGAAUAAACCUUGACGUCAUUCCAAAACAGCGAAAAAAACAAGUCCAAAGAGUAGAAUUCCGAAAGAAAGGAAGAAAAGAAAAGCGGGGAGGGCAGCGAUUUUGUUGGCGGAAAGUGCGCGCGCCUGCACUUUUUGGCCAUUGAGAGCACAAUUCCCAUCGUUUUCUGUCGACGUUGGCGAGGACCCAAAGGGCAAGUGGGAAAUAUUUUUUGGAAAAGAAAGGGACUUUUUUUGCAGAUUAAAAAAAUAAAAGGUUUUUUUCGGACUUUCUGUAAUUUUUUUCUCAAUUCAUUGCACAAAAUCAUCUCAUUGGAGAUUUUUUUAUGUAAACUUUAAUUUUUUUCGAAUCUUUCUAGGCCCUAAAAAAAGUGAGUUGAAAACACUUUUGAAAAGAGUUUUUUUAGCUUUUUUUCUAAAUUUUGAGUCUGAAAAAAAAUGUUUACCGAUUUUUUUUUGCGAAAAUUCAACGUUUACAAAGCUUCUUUGCGAGCUCUAAUUUUUCUGGCCUUUAAAAAAAUUUUUUUAUUUUUUUCAAUUCUCUCAUAAUUUUUCAAUAAACAACCUUCAAAAAAAGUCGAAAAACAUCAAACUUCAUUGACGUGGGCUUAUGUUUUUGAUACACAUAAUAAUAGCCUUCGCGGAAUUGGAUCCUGCCUUUUUUUUGACGCGAAAUAAAUAUGAUUAUUGAACUUUUUGACUUUCUUUGAAAAAGUAAUGGUGCAAACAGAAAAAUUUACUUGCGGGGGUUAAAAUUCUGAAAAAUUUUUUUCCACCAUUUUUUUCCAUUCAAAAAGCUCAAUUAUAAUAGCAAAUUUAUCUUUUUAAAAAUUCUUCUAGUCCUCUCAAAAAAAUUUUUUCAAAGUCCAAAAAAAGAAACUUGAUUUUUGAAGAUAAUUUCCUCAAAAAAAUCAGAAAUGAAAUUUUUUUAAAGGCGCAUCAAAAAAAUUUCAUAGGGUCUCGAAACGAAAGUCCAUUUUCAGGUUUUUUUCUGUUCCCUUAGGAACGCCAGAGUGAUUCCUAUAGGGAUCAGAGAAAGAAACAGCGUUUGUAGGACAAAAAAAAGUGCCUCCUAUAGGGUUUUGAGUUUUUGGCAUGGAAAUGCUUCUUCUCAUAGAGCUCAUAACAAUCAUCUACUUGCAUGUCCCCUUAAGAGGCCACUUUGUCAAGCUUUAGUGGCCACUAUGGGGGGAGGUAAAGUGGUCCCUAGAGGGAACUUUGGCCACUUUUGCGAGCUUCAGUGGUUCCUAUAGAUAGAGGGAAAGUGAUUCCUAGAGGGAAGCCUUGAAAGGGCCUCUAAGGUUGGCCCUCUAGGGACAACUCUGGAGUUCCUAAGUAAAACUUGUACGCCUUGAAAAAUCCGACUUCUUUCUAAAAACUUCUCAACUCUCUCGAAAAACUUAUCAGUUCCUCUCAAAGAUUUUGUUUUUCCAACAGAAAGAAGAAAAAAAAUUGAUUGCCUUCGACCAUCUCCACCCAAAAUUUGUGUGUGCGUGUGUUCCCUAAAUAUUGACAUUUCCAGGCCAAUUCGCCCCUAAAAAUCUUCAUAAACAAACGCGCCCCCCACUGCCCAAGAAGAACAUAAACACGCGAGCAAAGUUCGCUUCACAAAAUUCGUUUUGUUUGUUGCUCCAUUAAUUUCGAAAUUCGGCGUUUGCGCCGUAAAUUGAGGGGUUUUUCGGAUGAAAAUGAUGAAAGCGUCCUUUAAUGAUGAUCUGGGGUCAUGAAAAUCGGCAUUUACUAUUCGUAAAAGGUAUGAAAUGAUAGUAUAACCGAAUUUCAAAGAGAAAACACCUUCAUCUGGGUUCAACUUGUUCUUUAACUAAUUAUUCAGAGAUAUUUUGAAGGAAAAUAUGGAAAAGUGAAAUUUACGGUCCUUAAAAUGCUCAAAAUGAUGCUAUAACUGAGCUUGUUUAAACGAAAAAAAUUAUGAUCCUUGAUAAGUCGAAUGAAAUCUCAAUUUAAAUUAUUUUUUUAUAGCCUUUCCACCAGCGUUUUUGGUCAAAAAAAUCAGGGAUUUAUAAAUCAUAGAAAAUAUAUAAAUAGAAAAAAAUAUAGAAAGGAACAAAUAGUCUGAAAUCUUAAUAACUUAAGAUCACAAGCCAUCAAUUUUAACCGAAAAUUCAGGGAUUUUCUAAUAUAAAACGAGAAAAACUAUUACAAGUUUCCGUUUAUGUUGAUCUUAGGUCACGAAAAGUGACUUUUAUAGCCCGUAACAGGUAUUUAUUUUAAAAAAAAAAUAGAAUACAAGUCUUUAAAAUACCCUUCCAAGGCAUUUGAAAGCCUUAUAAUACUCAAAUUAACACUGAAAUCGGCCGUUUCGCCUCAAAAAUCAGCUUUAAAAAAGCUCUUUUCAGUAGAAAAUUGAACAAUAUCUGAUUUUUUGAAGGGUUCUAGCGGACAAAUAUACUCAAUUAUCCAAUACAAAAUGUUUGUAAACAAAUAUUGUCCGCAAAUAUGUGAAUAACACUGGAGUAGUCCAACUCCAUACAAAAAUGAGUUCUAGCGCCAAUUUUAUGAAAAAAUAAACUCUCAAAAGAAAUUUCAAAUGUAAUCCCAAAAUCUCAAGAAAAAAAAUUAUUUUUUUCUAAUCUUCACAAGUUUUGUCAACGAGAAACAACAAAAGUGCCACAAAAGGAAGAAAAAAAAGCGACCAAUCAGAGCGAAAAGCUCCGCCUUUCUUCAAAGAAAAAAAAAAGAUAUGGUGGGGGGAUUAGUCCUUGACGUUGUUGGUCCCGUUACAAAAACACAUUUCAAGGUUGCCCGCCUUAUUUUUGAUGCCAAAAACAUGAAUCUAGAGUCUAGACAUCAAACUUUGCCCAACCAUAAACACCUUCUAAGUUUUCUUUCCUUUCUAAAGUUUCUAGUUUGGAGUUCUAUCCUAUUCGAAUCGUUAUAAUGCUUUUUUAUCACAUAAAUGAAGUCUCAACAUCAAACUUUGCUUUUCAGAGUGAAAUUUAUAAAAAAGGAACUGACUUCGAUUGGAGACAUGACGAAGAUCCACAUAGCUGUACUUUUUCUUCUUCUUUUGGAGCAUCGCUCAAAAAUUUCCAUUACAGAAAUAUUGGCGCAAAGAAGCAACCGACGAGAUUUCAAUGAAGAUGAACAAGAAACGAAAAAACGAUUUAUUUAGGAAAUUCGGCUCAAAAAAACAAAAAAAGGAACUGAAACUCGUUAAUGAAAAAAAUACAAAAAAAAUCAUGAAAAUUAUGAAAAUAGCAGAAUUAUUCUUCGCUCAAACAGUUAUUCCUUUCAGAAAAAAAUGGGCUUCGAAAGUGAAUAAUUUUAAGAAAGAAAAACUUGGAUGUCUUUUUUUCGAAAAAAAUAAGAGCUUUUUUUCAUCAGAGAAACUAUUUUACAACUUCAAAAAUUUUUUUAAUUCAAUUAUAAGACAAAAAGAAAAAAAUAAUUUUUCACGUCCUAAUUUAAAAAAACACUUUCGCUGAAUUUCAAGACAUUUUUCCGCUUUGAACAUUGAAAAAAAUCGAAGAAAAUUUCGAAAAAAAGACGGAAAAACUGUACCGCAAAAAAAUUGGAAAAAAAUUUGCGAAGAAAACCGUGAAAGCGCGCUCUAUCGACGCUUAUUCGUCUGUAGAAUUGAAAAAUUAAUAAUACUUUCUUUAACUUCAGUUUUUUUCCAAAAACUUCUUCUUUUUUUGGGUGGUAGACAUUAUUAGAAAAUUACAUGGCUUGAAGAAGAAAAGAGUCAAAAAAACUUUAAUUAAUCAUUACUUUCUACCGGAGUUUUAACAUUUUUAAAUCAAUUUAGAAUCAUUGGAUAUGGAUAACUUUGAAUUAAAAGGCAUUUUUCAGCUCUCCCGGCAAACAUCGUUCGGAGUAACGGUACGCGUAAAUGGCCGCGUCCGCGGGACAGUUCUCCGGGUCUUGGACUGCGCCCUGGCGGCUUUCGAGCUUCUCGCGACGAUCGUCGACGUUCCCCUUCCACUGAAUAAGGUUUUUUUUUCAAUUCAUAAAAUCGGCGAUAAAAAACAUGAAAAGGUCGCAUAAUCUGGGGAUUAAGCUUAAGCUUUCAUUGACAUCAAAUAUCCCGCGAUUGUUUUGUAAAAAUCAGCUUGUUUGUUGGAGAAGCCUCGGGAAACGAGCGUGACAAACUACGAGAAAGUCUAGAGACCGAGAAAAAAAAAAACGUGUUUUGUACUAUUAAUCCAAUGAUUCAGAGACAUGGGAUGGGUUCAAGAGUACCUCAUCAAGUUUUUUUAAAGGGAAAAAGUCGUAAUUUUUUAUCGAAUAUGUUAGAAAAAUCCGUUACAAGAGGGUCAAGGUGUUGAACAGAAGAAGGACUGAAAUUUUGCCGGAAAGAAGUUUAUUAUAUUUGAAAAAAAGUGGCAUUUUACUUGAAGGUUUUGGGAAGGAUUUUACCAAACGUUCGAAAGUUUUUCUUUUUAUUCUUUCCCUAACCCCCCCUUAAUGGGGACUUUGAUGAGCUUCUGCUCUUUUUCACAAGUUUUUGGGAAGGAUUUUACCGAACGAUCAAAAAAAUUUCAUUUUGUUUUUUUACCCUAACCCCCUUCCUAGGGACUUUGAUUCCCCCUCAUCACGCAAACCGGAAGCGCCCCGGAGUUUCUGAGCACCUCUAGGAAUCACUUUAGAGGAGUCAGCCCUUUAAAAUGGUUCAGAAAUGUCCGGGGCGCGUCCGGUUUGUGUUACCAAGGACUGAUUUUUGAGUAGAUCCAAAAUCAAAAUUCCAGAAGUUAAUUUCAUCUUGAUUUUUCAUGAACUCCAAACGACUUUCAUUUGUUCAAAAAAACCAAAGUACGACAAGAAAAAAGUAGAAACUCCUUUCUUCCAGCUCGACUUCAUCCUGCUGCCCAACUACGACGGAGGCAUGGAGAACUGGGGCCACGUGGUCCUGUCCGAGUCCCUUGCCGAACUCGGCGACGACGCUCAUCUCAUCUACAUCGUCGCCCACGAGAUCGCCCAUCAUUGGGUCGGCAACAAGGCCACCAUCGACAGCUGGCAGUUCAUUUGUCUUCAGGUUCUUCAAUAUCAUAUAUUUCGAAUAAGAAAACGAGCAGGAUUUUGGAUUUUGUUGAAAAAUUGGGGACUUCAAGGUGCUCUUCCAGUCUAGAUAAAGCACCUUGAAAUCAAAAAAGACUUUUUUUUAAACUUAUAUUCGCGACUUUUAAGGAUUCUUGGAUAUAAUUAUUUGAUUUUCAAGUCUGAAUUCUAUAAAUUGAAAAUUAGGGUAUUGAUUAUUGUGCGCUCCACUGCUAACUUGUUUUAACACACAUUUUGGAAAAGUUCCUGCUGUAGUUAUCACUUAAGUGGCCUUCCCGCCUUCUCAAUUUGACCUUGAAGUGUAGUCCGUUUUUCGCGACUUGAAGGGACUUCUCUGCGCUCUCCUCAUCUCUCGACGUCUCUCUCCUUUUUACGUGCUAUUUCCAUGUUUCUCUGACCUCGCCGGUGAGGGAACAGAGAGACGCAGACACGCGAAAACUGUCAAGUCGCGCCGGACGGACUAUAGAAGCGUUACUAGAAGGCAGAGAAAGUUUCUAGGUUUCUGGAGUUUGAUCCUACUUUAGGUCACUGUGAAAAUGAAAGAUUCUUUACGGCGUUUUUACAGAGUUCUUUGCGGAAUCUUUUUUCUUCAAGGAUUUUUUUUCUAGUCUAGUUACGACGCCUCAGAAUCGAAAAUAACUAUUUUACAACGUUUAGAAACUUAAAAGCGCUAUGAAUCGACUACCAGGCAAAAAAAAACUUUUUUUGGAUUGUGGAGCUCAUUUUUCUCCAGGCUUUUUAGUUUGAAUGCUUUUAAACCAUACAGGGCUUUUUAAAAUCAAAAUUUAGCUUCAAAGAAAAAAAAUCCUUCUGACGAAAAAUGCCUAAAAAUCAUUCUCCAAUACAUUAAUAGUUUUUGAAAAAUUUCAAGUUCCAAUAUUCCUCCUCAGGCUUCAUUUUUCUUCCUUUUUUUUCUCAAAAACCUAAUCUAGGCUUACGGACAAGCUCCCAAAAACCAUGUUAUAAGGAAACGGAUGAUUCAAAUCCAAGACACAAACAAGCGGUUCUGGUGCGUCAAACGUGGCCCAAAUCGUGUUUGGAACGUGUCUUUUUUCGGGUUUUUAAGCGGUUACGGUAGGCUUAAGAAGGGAUUUGAGAGAAUACUUUGAAAUUUUGAAAUUUUUUGAGCCUGGGAAAAUGAAAAGUCACAGUGGGGUUUUUUUUUUGAGGCGUUAAGACAAUUUUCGUCUAUUCAAGGCGAAAAAUUAGUUUUGAAAAUUUUUUUUCUGAGGAGACUUUUAAAUGGGACUUGAAAAUGAUAAAUUUUCCUUCGUAAGCCUUUUCGAGAUCCGUAAAAUUUCCUUUAUAAUGUUCCAAAAUUGCCAGAAAUGACACGAAAAAAUGUAUUUUAAAUGAUUUUAAGACAAAAAUUGACUUCUUCAGAGUUUCUCCAAAUAGCCUAUUUUUACGGACUUUGAUGGUUUUCAUUGACUUCAAGGCGUCCUUUUUCAAAAAUAAGAAAGUUGUGCAGGUUAAGACUUUCAUGAUCUUCAUCUGGCACACCAAGAAGUGUUCUGGCCGAUUUUCAGGAAAUUCCUAAUCGAAAAGUGAAAUGACUUUCCUUGUAAGAAGUUUCUAAAAUUAAGAUUGUCAGGGCAUAAAAAUCUAAAGGUCUAUUAAGAGGUUCUUAAAGGGCUACUUGGAGAGAUCACUUAAGGGGCCACUAAAACCACGUCUAUUGAAAACACUAUCUUAGUGGCCACUACAGUAAUUUUCUAGGGGUCUGGAAGUACCGCUUAGACUCCUAAAGAGGCCACUAAAUUUCCGUCGCUUAAGUGGUAACUAGCUCGACUACUGUAGUGACCACUAAAACGUCAAAUGCCUCUAUAAAAACCACUAUCUUUGUGGACACUACAGUGAUUUUCUGAGGGUCUAGUUGUACUGCUAAGACUCCUUAAGAGGCCACUGAAUUUUCUUCACUUAAGUGGUCACUAGCUCGACUACCAUAGUGACCACUAAAACGUCAAAACCCUCUAUAAAAACCACUAUCUUAGUGACCACUACAGUAGUUUUUUGACGACCAGUAGUACCUUUUUGACUCCUAAAGAGGCCACUAAAUUUCCGUCACUUAAGUGGUCACUAUCUCGACUACCAUAGUGACCACUAAAACGUCAAAACCCUCUAUAAAAACCAUUAUCUUAGUGACCACUACAGUAGUUUUGAGGGGUCUAGUAGUACCGCUUAGACUCCUAAAGAGGCUACUAAAUUUGCGUCACUUAAGUGGUCACUAGCUCGACUACUAGAGUGACCAGUUAAACGUCAAAUGCCUUUAUAGAAACCACUAACCUUCUAAUGUGGCUUUAAGUCACUAUUUUCCGUUUUAGUGGCAACUUCAGUAGUUUUUCAUCCAGUAUUCCUUCCAGUAACUCUGAUAAUUUUAUAACAAACAGAUUGGACCAGUUAUGCUGAUCCAUUGACCCCUAAAGCGGCCACUGAGAUGUUUAGUGGUCUAGUUGUAGCGCUUAGACCUCUAUAGUGGCCACGCCACUAAUUUUUAACCCCUUAAGUGGCCACUAGCUCGACUACUCUAAUGACCACUAUAACGUCAAAACCCUAAAGUGGCUUCUAAAAUUUAUUCCAGGAAGCUUCUUUUUGGGAAUGAAUGGGGUUCUUAUCCUUUCAACCUACAUCCAAAUCCAAAGAGCAGCUAUUCAGAUUCCAAUCCUCCUUAUCAUUCGGCUCAAUUAGAUGUUCUUUGUCCAUUUAUCAACAAGAUUAAUGUUUGAGCGGAUGCGGUAGGCGAACGCCAUUAAUCCCCGAGCUUCUGUCCAAAACGUUCGAUGAUUUUGGCACGGGUUAAGCUCAACAAAAAUCAACGUGCGUGUGGGGGUGUUUCCUUGUGGGGACGGCGAGGAAAAAAAAGGGAUUUUGGGAUGGAAAAUGGGGACUGACAAGCGGAAAAGCUUCAAAAAGGGUUUAAAGUCUUCAACAGUUAAAAAACUUCAUGGAUAGUGAUUACAAAUCCAAAAAAAAAAUUACUCGAAUAAGAAAACUUGAAAAAAGGAAAAAAAAAACUGCUAGUUUCUUACAGGAUUCAUUCUAUCCAUGGAGCGGAGAAGCUCAAAACUUUUUGUAUUUCUAUUUUUGUCAUUAUUUUUCCAUAGUCCUACUGAAUCCUUCACUUUUCAUCAAAAAAUAUUUAAUUCUCACGGCUUUAAAAAAAACCCUGGUCGCAUGUAGAAUGGCUCGAUGCGUUGCGGUCGCGAUGCGGUCCAUAUCCGGACUUUAGAGCUUGCUUUUUAGGACCCUAUCUAAAUGCCGCACCGCGCAAGUCGCUUUUAGGUCGGGGGCAAUUUUUUUAAAAAAGCUGUUACGCAUUUAAGCCAUCCCAUGUGCGACCAAAGUCUUCGAACAUUUUCUGCAGACUUUCUGUUAUGACUCAGGAAUUUCAGAGUGGUUUCUAUAGGGGUUAGAGGGAAAACAGCCCAUAUUAGGAGUAAAAAAGUGGUUCUCAUAGGGGCUAGGGAGAAAAACAGCGUCUCUAGGAACCAAAAAAGUGGUCCCUAUAGGGAUUUAAAGUCUGACCCCUUAGCCCCUAAAGCUUAAGUGGUCCCUACAGGGGUCGUUCAAUUUUAUUCAAAAAGAUCAUUUUUUCCAGUUUUUUUGCAUGGAAAUACUUCUUCGCCUAGAGUUCAUAAAAAUUAUCGACUAGCAUGUCCCCUAAAGGGGCAGCUUUUCUAAGUUUUAGUGACCCCUAUAGGGGUUGGUAAAGUGGUCCCCUCAAGGGCCCCUAAGGUUGCCCCUAUAGAGACCACUCUGGAGUUCCUAAGAGAGAACCUUUUCCCGAAAAAUUUACUGAUUUCUAGAAAUUUUGUGACAUUCGAAUAGAGUAUUCAGUACAAAAUCCAUUCUACCUGAUUUCCGCUCUUUUUCCAGCUAAUCCCAUAUUUACGUAUGUCGUUAACAUUCUCAAAAGGACGUAGGAGAAUCUUUCAAAAGGGGGCAAAACAAUUGGAAGGCUUCUUUUCUCAUGUGAUGAUGUUGUUUUCUAUGAUUCGAAGCCUUUUCUAAGGUCACGAAAUGCGUUUGAAGCUUGUUUUUUAGGAUUAUUUGUUUGGUUUUGAUUCUUGAACGAUGUCGGCAAUGACUCAUUUUCAGGGGGAAUAACUUGUGAUUUUUCAAAGCUAAAAAUAUUGAUUGAUGCUUACAGGAAGACCUGGCGGACUGGCUGGCAAUGAAAACCGUCAAAACCUUGCUGACCGACGACGAAAUGUACAGCCGGUUCAAGCUGUCGCAGUACGUCGAAAUUCAACUCGCCGAAGAUUUUUUGAGUCCGAAUCAUUCUCUGUUGAUGCCUGAAGAGAUUGAUCAGGAGAUGGUGAGCCUUGGAUUAUUCAAAAGUUCUACACAAAUUCUGAAAUAUUUUGGCACCUUGUAGAACUAUUUUUGUGUUUAAAAUAUGUACUUUCUCAAGAAACUUGGAAGUGUUCUUCGAAAAAAUGAGAUAAGGGGGAAAUUCUUCCUCUAAAGCGCAUUUAACAGAAAAUUCGAAAGCAGGGCCACUUUUUGAUCAUUUUCUUGCGGUUCUCAAAAACUUCCUCCGUCAUGAAAGGUCACAAUUUCCAUAAAGUUUCGGGAUAAUAGCUACUUGGGACUUUUUCGACCUUUUACUGCUUUGGCGGGAACUUCAGAACGUCAGAGUGGCUCCUAUAGGGGACAAAAAAGUGCUCCCUACAGAGGAAAAACUGAGGUGGACCCUGAGGAUGUUUCAGUUUUUGCUCAGAUUUGAAAAUUUAAAUGGCAAUCUUUAUCUUCUUCUCAGAGUUUAUAACAAUAAUCGACUUGUCCCCUAUAGGGGAAGGUAAAGUGCUCCCUAAAGGGGAACCUCUAAGGGACCCUAUAGGGACCACUCUGAAGUUCCUAAGGAGUUUACCCUUCUCCAAAAAAAGUACCAACUUUCCCGAAUUUUCGUGUGUUCAACGUUAUUUUGUGAAAAUCAAAUCAGCCGUCAGAGAGAGAUAACUAAAUUUUGGAGGGUCAGAGACAACUUUGAAUCUCACGGAAAUAAACUUUACCACGGUAUGAACUCUACAAAAAGACAUCAGUACCCUAUUGCUCAUGUUUAUUAAUUCUAUGCUUUGAAUAAUAAACUCUUUUACUGACUAAUAACCUACAGAUCUCCACGCACUGUUACCUGAAAGGUGUGGUGAUGCUGGAGACGUUGGAGAACGUCGUCGGCGAGGCCUACAUGCUGAGCGUCGUCAAGAACAUCGUCAGCCUCCACACUUCCUACAAUCUCCAGACCUUCCUUGGCCAUUUCGACGAGAUCCGCGUCGAUAGGAACGCCACCUUGGCUCAGGUCAGCUUGAAAUUCAGCUCAAAAUGGGGCUUCUGAUGCAGUUUGACGCGCUGAUUCUGAAUCUUCGACUAAAAAUCGUUGGAAAGGUCUUUUAACAAAUGUUAAAGCUCUUUGAAAUUUGAAAUUUGAAAUUUUUAUUCAGUCUUCAGAGUAAGUUCUCUGCUGAAUCAUGGAAUAAUUGAAGAGUUGUUUGUCGGUUCGCGAUAAUGUCGUUGAUCAAGCGUAGGCGCGUAGAGCAUCUCGCCUCUCUUGUGCUAGUAGUAGACGAUUUUCGAGCGUUUCCCACGAUCACUGCAAAGCUCUUUAAGUUAAAAAAAUAAAAGUACAGGCUAUAUAGCUGGAAGUUCUUGAGCUGAUGAGGAGGAUACUAGGAAAAAUCACGUUUUGGGUUGAAUUCUCCGAAAAAAAAUCAAGAUUGGGCCAUUUUUUUAAAAAUCAAGAUGUGGCUCAAAUUUUUAUGAAAAAAAUUGAGGUCAGGCUCAAAUUUUUUUCGAAAAAAAUCGAUGUCUGGCUUUAAUUUUUUUGUUUGAAAAAAACCAAGGUCCGGCUCAAAUUUUUCUGAAAAAAAUCGAGGUCUGGCUGUAAUUUUUUUAUUUAAAAAAAUCAAGGUCCAGCUCAAACUUUUUUUGAAAAGCGAAGACCAGGCUCAAAUGUUUGGAAAUAUCGAGUUCUGGCUCAAGUUUUUCCGGAAAGUCAAGGUCUGGCUUAAAUUUUUUUCAAACAAAUCUAGGCCUGGCUCAAAUUUUCUAUCAAAAAAAGCAUGUCUUUAACUCAAGUUUUUCAAAAAAUCAGGAACAUUUUUGAAAAAAUCAUACUUCUAACUUGAAUCGAGCCGAUUUUGUUAUCGUUUGAAGUGUCUGCAAAUUCUGAGUCAAAAGAAAUGUCUCAGACUUCUGAAGGAGCCCUGGAAGAGCCGUUUUUUGCAAUCUUUCCAAGUUUUCAAGUUCGAUUUCCGUGACACACGCCAUCUACAUUCUGAUUUUUCCAAAUUCUGAGGUCUAUAAUUUCUUUCAAAGACGUUCUUAGCUUUUUUUUUCCAGCGAAAAUUCGGAAUCAGCGAGAAAUUUUCAUCUUAUUAAAUCCCUUAAUGACCUGAUAAUCAUCUCUAAAAAGUGAAAAAUCAAAAAUUAUUUUCAGAUCUUCGAGUACUGGUUUACCCAAGGCGGUUUCCCAUCGGUCCUCGUCGAGAACAACGGUCCGUCUUCACGUCUUCAGCAGAUGACGAAGCCACUCUGGCCCCUGAGAAUGACCUCGACGCUGUCCCUUCCCGAGUUCGUCUUCUCCGAAUCCAUCGUCUUCGCUUCUGAAUCUGCGCCGCUUCUCGUCAACCUCAACUUUACCUCUUUUAUGCGUAUCAACUACGAUCCUUUGACUUGGACUUCCAUCUUCAGGUCUGUCUGGGCUUCAAAAAAAAAAUUUCUCUAUAAAAAAAUAGUUUCACAUUCCUUCAAAAUCGGAAGAUUUUGAGAAGCUUCAGCCAAAAAUGAUCUGCUUGCUGUAUCUUCUUUAUGAAUUUUCCAAAUCAAAAAAAGGUGUUGAAGCUGCGCUACAUGCUAAGUUAGUAGAACAGAAAAGUGCUCUAACUUUUUUCUGAAAAUUAUUUUUUAUUGAAGGUUUUUAUGGUAUUUAGGAGCUGAUUGGUCCCUAUAGGGACAACUUAAGAUGCCCUUUGUCAACUCUUAUAGGGGCCACUAAUACUUGCAAAAGUGGCCUCUAUAGGGGUUUCAGUUAGCGGCUUCGAUAGGGGAGAUGAUAGUCGAUAAAUGUUAUGAACCCUGAGUGAAGAAGCUUUACCAUGGGGAAACUGAACGAACGUUUUUUAAAUGAACUUGAAAGACCCCUAUAGGGUCCACUUGAGCUUUAAGGUCAAAGGGUCAGACCCGAAACCCUUAUGAAGACCAACUUAUUUUACCCCUCUAGGGACCACUUUUUUGGCGCUUAUAGAAGCUGUUUUCGACAAUAAUCCCUAUAGGGACCACUCUGGAAUAAAAUCUCAAUUUUUAGACAAAAAUAAUUUUAUAAUUAACUUCAGUUUCAAUAACCAUUGACAAGAAAGCUAAAAAUUCCGAAAUUCGAUCUUAUUUUGGAAACUUCUUGCAUGCCUGAGAUCAUCCUCUCAAGACCGAAAAAGCCAUUCUUAAAGGUACAUGCUGGACGAGCCUCAACUCUUCUCCCCAGUGGGUCGUGCUCAACUCAUUUCCGACUUUUGCUACUUCAACGCCCACAAGCAAAUCGUUAACGGCUCCUUGAUUCGGAACGCUGUCGUCGACAUGGUUUCUAUUUUUUUAUUUCUUCCAAAGAAUGGCUCAAUGGGUCGCGGUUACCUUGGGAUCCAUUCAAUCUUCUGACUGCACCCGAAAAAAAACUACUUUCGCGCUUCGGCAUCUUUUAAGAUAGAGCUAAAGAAAGUACCAAAAAUGAAAAUACCUUUUCAACUAGAAAAACCGUACCUUUUUGAAUCAUUCCAUGCAAACAGCUCACCCAAAUUUUAAAGGAGCAUACGCGAAAAAAUAACUCGUUGCUAUGUGCCUUUAAAAAACCCCCAACCUGUUAUGAAUGACCCAUUUGCAAAAUCCAAAUUCCAGGUCUACGCAAAGCCGGAAUACUUCGAGCUGUGCGACUGGAACCUGUACUGGUGUCACUCCACAACCGACGUGUCCUUGUUUUCCAAAUUGGUCAGACGGCUCGCUUUGGGAUUCACGGUCAUUUUCGAGAGUUCGGCCGCGUUCGGCUGUCGGAAUGGGAUGGCUGUCCGUGGAGUUAACACCUUCUGUGAGACGCUUUUCGGUGUGAAAUGUGUAUAA
Caenorhabditis auriculariae is the source of this 15004-nucleotide messenger RNA. Lineage: Eukaryota; Metazoa; Nematoda; Chromadorea; Rhabditida; Rhabditidae. The record is from the annotation of a GenBank genome assembly.